AUGUCAUUAGGUUGUGAUAUUCCUCUCAUUCGAGAUCUCCCCAAAUCACGUUUUUCUGCCUCCUCAUCUAAAAAGGACGCGUCUAAUCUGCGUUUCACUCCCGAAACGCCCUCGGCGCCCUGGUGCCCAGAAGAACGCCCACCCCUAGAGGCUGAUUAUGGGAAAGAGUACGUUAUAGUGGACUUGGGAUGCCUGCGAUCAGUUUGUGCAAUAGAGGCUCAAGAUAAAAACUUGAUGACUUAUUCUGCUGAAUAUUCCAUCGACAACAAAAAUUGGAAGACGUUGACUACAAAGGAUACAACUUACUAUUUUAUGGAGGAGUAUGAUGCAAACUAUAAGGCGGUGAUCACUCCUCCAAUUACAGCUCGUUUCUUCAGGUUCCAUUUCCUCAUGUGCACUUGGAGCGAAGAAAAAAAGUCCCGUCCUUGCGGUAAAGUGGAGCUGUACAGUGAUGCAGGUUUAGAUCCAGAUGAUUCAACAGAACCAAUGGGAUGCUUCAUUGAGCAAACCUCCAAGAAAAAGAAGAAUGAACGUCUUCUUCCUGUAGUUUAUCAUAAAGUUAGAGGCGACAUUGUGAAGAAGUCGCCAGAUAUUUUGGCCAUUUACGAGGAAUGCCGAAAAAAUGCCGAAGAUCAUGUGGAAAUAUUUGGUAUCCUGAACUUCAAACAGUGCGUAACGACCCAGAGCGGUAAAGAGGAGGAUUAUUUUAACAGCGCUAGAAAAUCGCGUAGAUGUAAAAGCUGUUACGGUAAAGGCAUCGGGACUAAAAGAAAGGCUGUGUUUGUCUACAAAAUAAAUCUCUAGUAACAUAAAACAUAAAUUAUUAUUGUUAAGGACUGGUCACUAUCUAGUGCUAAGAGGAGUGGGGGGAGGGGCAGGAGGAUUUUUUUUUGUGUCACGAUAAAAUUUACCUAAUCCUCACUGAGGCCUUGUAAUAAUUGUGAAAUAAAUGAUCACCCCUCAUUAGCAGUUAA
Messenger RNA from Stylophora pistillata, 974 nucleotides. RefSeq lists its product as uncharacterized. The record is from RefSeq and is a predicted model, not a curated record. Lineage: Eukaryota; Metazoa; Cnidaria; Anthozoa; Scleractinia; Pocilloporidae.